Molecule: messenger RNA, 1881 nt
Organism: Hypomesus transpacificus
Lineage: Eukaryota; Metazoa; Chordata; Actinopteri; Osmeriformes; Osmeridae
Gene: pyroxd1
Product: pyridine nucleotide-disulphide oxidoreductase domain 1
Exons: 12
Coding region: 228-1715 (495 amino acids)
Molecular function (GO): oxidoreductase activity
Source: RefSeq, a predicted model, not a curated record
CAAGGAAGUAGCAAUACCGCACGUUUGUGCCUGAUGCCACAACAUCGUUAGUAUACCAGUUGUAUUUUAUCACCGCAAAUAGGAUCACGAUGUUUCAAGCAGUAAUCUGUGACUGAAACUUUUUUUUAAAGAAUGGGAUAAGGACAUUGAAGAAAUUGACAAUCCUAGCCAGUUUGGAAGCUUUGCUCUGCACAAGUGAAAGUUAUAUAUAUAUUUAAAAAAAACGAAUGAUGGCAGAAAAUAAAGAAGGGACGUUUAGGUUUGUUGUUGUCGGUGGGGGAAUCGCAGGUGUAACUUGUGCUGAGCAGUUGGCCUCCCAGUUUCCAUCGAGUGAUGUCGCCCUUCUGACUGCAGCUCCUCAGAUAAAGACAGUUACACAUUUUAAACAGGUGUCAAAGACUCUGGAGGAGUUUGAUGUGGAGGAGUGUCCCUCCAGCGUCCUGGAGGAGAAGUACACUAACCUGAAAGUAAUCCAGUCUGCUGUCACAGGCCUUCAGCCACAGCUACAUACUCUUCACACUGUAGACGGUCAGGAGAUCCUGUAUGAGAAGCUCUGUAUCUGCAGCGGGGGAAGACCCAAACUACUCACCCAGGACAACCCCUUUGUCCUGGGGAUACGAGACACAGAUAGCGCCCAGGAGUUUCAAAAGCAGUUAUCUAAAGCGAAAAGAAUAGUGGUCAUUGGGAAUGGAGGCAUUGCCUUGGAAUUAGUGUACGAGGUGGAAGGUUGCGAGGUCAUUUGGGCUGUAAAAGACAAGGCCAUAGGAAACACCUUCUUCGAUGCAGGAGCCGCCCAGUUCCUCAUCCCAUCCCUGGCGACCGCGAAGCCGGGGAGAGCUGUUCCGUAUAGGAGAGCUCGCUACACCACUGAAGGGGCUGGAGCCUUGGCUGCAGCUACCUCAGGUGGAGAUCGUAGGGUGACAGAGCCUGGCAGUGCCCUGGGACCAGACUGGCACGAGGACAUCACUCUGAGAGGAGCACAGGAGGAGGUGUCUCACAGAGUGACCAUGGAGUACCAGUGCGAGGUUGAAAAGAUCUACACACACCAGGAAUGGCUGCAUUCAAAGCAUGCUCUACACACAACUGACACAGUAUCAUGGAAGGUGUACGUCCAGCUGACCAAUGGGAAAACGUUUGGCUGUGACUUUAUCGUCAGCGCCACAGGUGUCGUGCCCAACACAGAACCAUUCCUCCAUGGCAACAGUUUUGCGCUGGCGGACGACGCUGGACUGCAGGUGGAUGACCACAUGAGGACGUCAGAGCCUGAUGUGUACGCCGCGGGAGAUGUGUGCACUGCAUGCUGGGAACCCAGCCCGCUGUGGCAGCAGAUGCGUCUGUGGACGCAGGCUCGACAGAUGGGCUGGUACGCAGGCCGCUGCAUGGCCGCUGACGUCCUGGCUGAACCCAUAGAGCUGGACUUCUGCUUCGAGCUCUUCUCACACAUCACCAAGUUCUUCAACUACAAGGUGGUCCUUCUGGGGAAGUUCAACGGCCAGGGCCUGGGCCUUGACCAGGAGCUGCUGCUGCGCUGCACCAAGGCCCUGGAGUACGUCAAGGUGGUCCUGAGCGGGGGGAGGAUGAUGGGGGCCGUCCUGAUCGGAGAGACUGACCUGGAGGAGACGUUCGAGAACCUCAUUCUCAACCAGAUGGACCUGACGCCUUAUAGAGACGAGCUGCUGAACCCCAACAUAGAUAUAGAGGACUACUUUGACUGAGGCUACGUGCUGCAGACAAGAGGGAAACCAAGUGGUUUUCGAGCCAAUACGUUUUUAUCUACAGGGUCUUGCACAUCCGUUUUAUUUAAGUGUGAUUUGAACGAUUGUUGUAAAUUAAGUUUAAAAUAAAUUAUUUUGCUGACUGGGGUGUGCUUUGGCAUAUAAA